AUGGAAAAGCAUGUUAUGGAGGAAAAUAAGUGUAAAUAUACGGGUAACCAUUUAAAUAGAGCAGUGACUGAGGUGCGCGAGGGAAAGUCGUACCGGGAAGCCUCGAGAGGUUCGGGCGUUCCGGUGACUACGAUAAGGGAUGCCGUAACAAAUCGCUACGACUCCCAGUCAAAGGGAGCUCCACCAACCUUCACUGCUGAAGAGGAAGACAUGAUCGUGAAGUGGGUGCUAUCCAUGGCCGCGGCAGGUUUUCCGGUGGGGGAAAAGCAGCUAAUCCUCUACGUUGCUAAAUUGGCUGAGAAGUUCAAGAAAGAAGAUGCGUUUAAAGAUAACGGUCCAACUCGCGGCUGGGUGAAGCGUUUUAUGGAACGGCACCCCGAAUUGGUGAAGAGGACGGCCAACAAUAUGGCGAAAAAGAGUGGUUCGCUGAGAUCCUCGCGUAUGCGGCCGCUAACAACGUUGAAAAUGUUUUGGCGGAUCGUUCAAGGAUUUUCAACAUGGACGAGUCAGCUUUUUUUGGUCCCGCGCAAACAAAAAGUUUUCGCAGCAAAGGAAUCAAAGAACGUUCAGGCUCUGUCCUCCAACAGUGACAAAGAAAACUAUACGGUCCUGAUUUCGGCUUCAGCUGCUGGUAAGCUAGCACCACCGUUGAUACUGUUUCCGUACAAAUCAAGAUUACCAGCCCACAUUGUGAGCAGCGUGCCGAAAGGGUGGCCAGUCGGGCGAUCCGAAUCAGGAUGGAUGAACUCAGAAGCGUUUUUUGAGUAUAUCGCGAAUGUGUUUUAUCCAUGGGCAUUGAAGCAAAAGGUGCAAUUCCCUUUAAUUCUGUUUGUGGACGGACACUCCUCCCAUACUUCUUUUGAGACAAUUGAGUUCUGUAAGAAGAACGGAAUAAUAUUAGUGUCGCUUUUCCCGAACGCCACCCACGUAAUGCAACCACUUGAUGUAUCAUUUUUCGCUCCUCUGAAAAACGCUUGGCAAGAAGUGGUUAAGCAGUGGAGGUUCGAAAACGAUGGUGCAAUGAUAUCUAGAGCAAAUUUCGCUCCAUUAUUGGAGAAAGCAAUAGAUAGCUUGGAAAACAAGGACACAACGCUGACCAACGGAUUCAGAAAAUGUGGGUUAUACCCAUUCGAUGCAGAUGCCAUUGACUACAAAUCGUUUCCCAAACCCCUGGAAAAACCAUCGACAGCUCCAGCCACGUCUUCAGCAAAAAUUGGAUCAGAAGAAGACUUAUCAGACGCCAACGAUGCUUCAAUUCCAGAGAAUAGAGGUUUCCUUGAAUCAUUAAAUUCUAGAUUGUCUUCCGAGAAACUGUACGCUUUUCGAGCAAAUCGAAACAAUCUCGUCUGGUCUGGACCCGUAGAAGAUGUGAGUCUAUUCUACCUGUGGAGAAAUGCUGUGAACGAAAGCGAAGGGCCACCCAAAUUCAUGGUGAUUGAUGCGCCUUUUCUUACGAUUAAGAGAAACGAUGUUUGUUAUGCCGAGGAUUUCGGACCGAUCAACGCUGAGGAAGCAUCGAUUCAAGAUCUUUCAAAUUUAUACCAAGAGAACAACAACGCAAAUUUCCUGCCAAACGAAACCAACAAGUACAAGAUUACCGAACAGAAGCUGGUAAAACGAGCAUUUCCUUCUGUAGCCACAAGCAAGCAAUGGGAAGACAUGUAUAUGAAGGAACAACAAGCAAAAAUUAAAAAGGAAAAUGCCAGAAAAAGAAUUGAAAUACGAGAAAAGAAUAGGAUCUCACGACAGGAAGACAAGGACAAGAAAACGCAAGAGCGGAAAAAAAGAAAGGUUGCGCGUCAGGAAGAGCAGGAGAGAAAGAUGCAAGAACGAGAAAUAAAAAGGGUUGCGCACCAGGAAGAGCAGCAAAGGAAGAUGGAAGCCAAAAAGCGAAAUCGAACAUUGAAGAUUGAAAAGUCAGCAAAGAAAGACAAAACAAAGAAAGGAGGUGGAAAAAGUACUGCCGCUCCGCUAAAGCUUACAGUAAGCGGAACAGAACAUAACGGAACGGCAAGGAAAAGAAUAGAAAGUGGUUGCAUAAAUCCAACGGAGGCCACUAGUAACUUCACCGCUCCUAUUGAAAAACUUCCACACGUUACUGAUAAACGACCGACUUCGUAUAAACAAACAGAAAACUUCUCGGUACGAAGUUCAGGUGUAUCUUCAAGUUCCGUCGAAGCAACUAGUUUUGUUCCGGGGCAACAGGCAGAACCAAGUACAACACUGACGCAAGCCAGAGUUUAG
Wyeomyia smithii (pitcher-plant mosquito) is the source of this 2244-nucleotide messenger RNA. RefSeq lists its product as uncharacterized. The transcript is spliced from 7 exons. Gene Ontology annotation, cellular component: nucleus. Gene Ontology annotation, molecular function: DNA binding. NCBI's taxonomy places the organism in Eukaryota, Metazoa, Arthropoda, Insecta, Diptera, Culicidae. The record is from RefSeq and is a predicted model, not a curated record. Bases 1 to 2244 code for a protein of 747 amino acids.